AUGGUCAAGACGUCACAGAGGAAGCCUCAUAAUUGUGGAAAGCAUUUCAAAACAAAUUCUGGUUUAAGCAUAUCCAACCCCUUGAGGAUGUCCAGUUACAUAUUCAAGAGACCGGUUACUAAUAUCACAUCUCAUCCUGACAAUGAGGUCAGAUAUCACCACUGGGAAGAAACCUUGGACAAGCCCCAACAGUGCUGGUGGCAGAAGCGACUACAAGGACUGCAGGCCUACAGCAGCACAGGAGAAGAGUUAAGUACUUUAGAUCUUAUCAAAACCUUCCAACAACUUUCACCUAUUUGCAGAGGUGAGUCCUUUUCAGAUGUUCUUGCUGGUAGUCUGGACUCCUGCCAGACUUCAGAUUUGGAAGGAGUGAUUUCAGGGUCUGGUCUGCGCAUCCCACAUUUCCCCUGCAGACAACUGGUAACUGAGGAAAUCAUCAGGACACAGGAAAGUAAAGUGAAGAUGGCAAGAGAGAGACUGGCAAGAGCAUUGAUUGCAGACAGCCUUGCAACUGAGGCAGAGAAAGCGAAGGGUCAAAAAGGACAUCCUCAAAAACACUAUGAAAAACAGAGAUGA
Condylura cristata (star-nosed mole) is the source of this 576-nucleotide messenger RNA. RefSeq names its product methyl-CpG binding domain protein 3-like 1 (gene MBD3L1). The record is from RefSeq and is a predicted model, not a curated record. The transcript has a single exon. The coding region runs from base 1 to 576 and encodes 191 amino acids. NCBI's taxonomy places the organism in Eukaryota, Metazoa, Chordata, Mammalia, Eulipotyphla, Talpidae.